AUGCUAUUUUUGCACGUAUUCCUUGUAUUGACAGAGCUUUGCCGCUUCAGUGGUGCCAAGAUAUACCCAGGGAAGGGUAUCAGAUUUAUUCGCUCAGAUUCCCAGGUCUUCCUCUUUGCCAACUCAAAAUGCAAGAGGUAUUUUCACAACCGCCUGAGGCCUGCAAAGCUUACCUGGACUGCUGUGUACCGGAAACAACAUAAGAAGGACAUUGCUGCUGAAACUGUGAGGAAGAGGCGCCGAACCACCAAGAAGCCCUACUCAAGAUCAAUUGUCGGUGCAACCUUGGAAGUAAUACAGAAGAAAAGAGCUGAAAAGCCAGAAGUUCGUGAUGCUGCACGUGAAGCUGCUUUACGUGAAAUCAAGGAGAGAAUAAAGAAGACCAAGGACGAGAAGAAGGCGAAGAAGGCUGAGUCGAUGUCCAAGUCACAGAAGGCCUCCAAGAGCAACGUGCCCAAGGGUGCUAUACCCAAGGGUCCUAAACUUGGAGGCGGUGGUGGCAAGCGGUAA
Messenger RNA from Fraxinus pennsylvanica, 510 nucleotides. NCBI's taxonomy places the organism in Eukaryota, Viridiplantae, Streptophyta, Magnoliopsida, Lamiales, Oleaceae. The record is from the annotation of a GenBank genome assembly.